AUGAAGCGAGAGGCUCAAGCCGCUCGUACUGGGCAAGAGUCCCGAAGGAAAAAAGACACCGACCGAUCCGAACAAGGCCCCAGCGGCUCGUCGAGCCAAUUCCGAGACCGCCGGAGUGUCUUCGACCGGAUCGUAAGAGGAAGGUCGUCCACCUCGAACGCCGAGCUGACACCACUCAAUUCCAGCCGGACUCAUGUCCUAGCGGUAAUGAGACAGAAUCACCUUGGCCGAGCCCCUCCUGAAAUUCCGGGAAAGAGAGAUAAGAGGAACUCAAACCUCUACUGCGCCUACCAACGGGAUGUUGGGCACGAGACUGAGGACUGCAAUGAUCUGAAGCGAGAGAUCGAGAACUUGAUCCGGCAGAGGUACUUGAAGCAAUUAGUUCGCAAGGAUGGAGGCUUCAACCGAAGCGUCUCCCACCGGGAGAACCGGGGCCCCCGCCGAGAAAACAGGCGGGACACGAACAUGCAUUGCCGAGGUCCCGAGCACCGUAAGGACGACAAGCGGCCUCCACGCGACGGAUCACCGGGCUACGGCCCUAACAUCGCCGGGGUGAUCAACACAAUCGCGGGGGGUCCAACGGGAGGAGACAGCCAGAACUCCCGGAAACGGACCUAUCGCCAGGCCGGGAUGGAGGUGGCCGAGCCGAGCUCUCGGCUGUCUGAGGUCAUCACCUAUGGUCCCAGCGACCCUGUCCCUGCCGCCUCCAGCAAUCACGAAACUCUUGUGAUUGAAGUUCUCACCAACAACUACAUAGUCAAGAAGGUCUACGUUGAUCCCGGGAGCUCGGUAGACGUCUUGUACUACCGAACUUUCGAAAGUUUGAAACUGACCAGGGAGCAACUCACUCCUGUCAGAACUCCCCUCGUCGGAUUCGGGGGACACGUAGUCCACCCGGAGGGUAUGGUGUCCCUGAUGGUGACUGUCGGGCGUCAUCCCCGCUGCCGAACUAUACCCGUCAAUUUCGCGGUGGUCAAGGCAGAUUCUCCCUACAAUAUGUUAAUAGGUCGACCCACGCUCAACGCCUUGAGGGCUGUGUACUCUACCUACCACCUGAGCUUCAAAUUCCCGACACCAGCGGGGGUGGCCGAGGUGAGCAGCGACGUGAGUACUGCCCGCGAAUGCUACCUCGCCACCAUCCAGGCCGCAGUCACUCCCCGGACUGCGUCAAAGGCCGAAGAGAAGAGGCCAGCUGUUCUCUUCAUAGACUGCAUCGAUCCUCAGAAGGCGGGAAAGCCCGGCAGGCUGGAACCUGGGGAUGAGGUGGAGCAGGUGGUCUUUGAUGAGGCGAGACCUCACCAAGUGGUCUAA
Molecule: messenger RNA, 1311 nt
Organism: Coffea eugenioides
Lineage: Eukaryota; Viridiplantae; Streptophyta; Magnoliopsida; Gentianales; Rubiaceae
Exons: 1
Coding region: 1-1311 (436 amino acids)
Source: RefSeq, a predicted model, not a curated record